AUGUUUUUUGUCGUCUGUGGCCGUUGUUGUAACCUCGUAACUCGUAUUUUGUUGUUUUGAAUUAAAAAUUCCAUCAUUUACCUUAAUUUUAAUAGAAUUUCGUAGAGAUAAUUAGUUGUGGUGUAGUGUAGUGUUAAUUGUAUCAAAAACUUAGAGUAUGGAUGGGCCACCUGGGACUAGUUCCGCAAACAGCGGACCAAUGGGUCCACCGCCGGGUAUGCCAAGUUUUCCUCCAAUGCCACCUCCUUCUAUGGGCCCUGGAGCGAUUCCUCCACCGCCUGUGGGGCCGCCCGGAGGAAUGCCCCCAGUCAGCUCAAAUGCUGCUCCCCCAAAUAUGCCCCCGCCAAAUAUGGGUCCUCCGCCGGGUAUGAUGGGGAUGGGACCACCCGGUAUGGGCCCCCCACCUCCGCCUGGGAUGGGGCCUCCUCCCGGCAUGGGAAUGGGUCCCAUGGGCCCGCCAGGCAUGCCGCCGCGAAUGCCACCCGGCAUGAUACGUGGGGGACCGAAUAUGAAGAGUAACUUUAACUCACCAAUGGAUUUGGGUCCGCCUGGAAUGGGUCCACCUGGCAUCGGUCCGCCUGGCAUGGGUCCACCACCUAACAUGGGUCCACCUGGAAUGGCACCUUGGGAAGGACAAGGUCCAACUCCGGGACCUCCAGGCUGGAGCCGGCAGGGAAGAGGAGAUGGGCCACCAGGUUGGGAUGACCAUAACGAAGAGCAAGAUGAUGAAGAUCAAGAUAUUGAUGAAUCCACUGUACCUCCAGGCGGCUCAUUGCCAUCACUGUUGACUAUGAAAAUAGACACACCAGAAGAGUUUAGGAAUAAGGUACAGGUUAUGCCAACAGUGACUGGUGUAGUGCUACCAAAAGCUUUAGAAGAAGCCCUCGCAUAUAAGGAUCAGAGACAGGCUGCAUUAGGAAGUGAAAAUGAUAAAGCCAACAGGCCACUGCAAGCCCCACCAGCUCCUGUGAUCAGUACAGAGUAUGAUGCUGAGGAGGAGGGUGACUCUGACGAUGAUAACAUCCCGGAAGCACCACUACCACCUGUUAUUUCUAAGCAAGAGACACAAGCUAACAAGGCAAAUAAGAACAAACGCAAGAAGAAAAAGAAGAAGGUGGCUAAACAGAAACGUAAAGAGGCUAAACAAGAGACAGACAAAACAAACAACCAGAAGUCAAAAUCAAGCAACAAAGAGAAUGAUAAAGAAGUUGAAGUUGAGUAUAUCCAAGAAAAUAUACAAUUCCAUGAAAUGGAGCCCAUGUACCGUCAAUUUCAUCGAAUUCUGGAGUCUUUCAAGAUCACAGAGAAAAAAGAAGAUAUUAAAGAUGAGUUUGGGAAAGAUGCUCAGACUAAACAAAAUCAGAAGCCCCAGGAGAAGAUCACCGAUCAGUUUGCUGCUGAUGAAGAGGCUGUUGAGAAACACGCAGCGGAUGAAAAGGAGCGUCUAUCGAAACGCAAGCUGAAAAAGUUGUCGCGUCUGUCAGUGGCCGAGCUGAAGCAGCUGGUGGCGCGGCCGGACGUGGUGGAGAUGUACGACGUGACCGCGCGCGACCCCAAGCUGCUCGUGCAGCUGAAGGCGCACCGCAACACCGUGCAGGUGCCGCGCCACUGGUGCUACAAGCGCAAGUAUCUGCAAGGCAAGCGUGGUAUAGAGAAACCCCCGUUCGACCUCCCAGACUUCAUUAAGAAGACGGGCAUUAUGGAGAUGCGAGCGUCACUGCAGGACAAAGAAGAAACAAAAACGCUGAAAGCGAAAAUGCGCGAACGCUCGCGUCCGAAACUCGGCAAGAUAGACAUUGACUACCAGAAGUUGCAUGAUGCAUUUUUCAAAUGGCAAACAAAGCCGCGCAUGACCAUCCACGGCGACUUGUACUACGAAGGCAAAGAGUUCGAGACGCGGCUGCGGGAGAAGAAGCCGGGCGACCUGUCCGAGGAGCUGCGCACCGCACUCGGCAUGCCGGUCGGACCGGGCUCACAUAAGGUGCCGCCGCCGUGGCUGAUCGCGCAGCAGCGCUAUGGGCCGCCGCCCUCCUACCCCAACCUGAAGAUCCCCGGACUGAACGCGCCCAUCCCCGACGGCUGCGCCUUCGGCUACCACGCCGGCGGCUGGGGCAAGCCGCCCGUCGACGAGGCCGGCAAACCGCUCUACGGCGACGUGUUCGGUCACCAGAGUCAGGGGCAAGAUGAUGCCGAAGAUCAAGAUAUCGACAGGACAAUGUGGGGUGAAUUAGAAUCAGAAUCUGAAGAAGAAUCAGAAGAAGAGGAGUCGGAGGAGGGAGAGGGCGAGGAGGGGCGCGGCGAGGGCGAGACAGCGGCGGGCGUGGCUACGCCGGGAGAGGGGCUGGUCACGCCGCUGGGCAUCAGCUCCGUGCCGCCCGGCGUAGAGACGCCCGACACCAUCGAGCUCAGGAAGAAGAAACUCGACUCCGAUAUCGAGGGUGGCGAUACCCCCGCGCUGUACCAAGUGCUGCCCGAGAGGCGAGUAGGCCUGACCGCGGGCAUGAUGGCCUCGACACACGUGUACGACAUCAACGCGGCUAACCCUGGCAAGAGAGCCGUGAGCUCUUCGGGUGCCACGUCAGAGGCGGCUUCAGGGGGCGUCGAGGUGACGCUGGAUCCGUCAGAGUUGGAGCUGGAGCCCGAGGCGGUGGCGGCGCGCUACGAGCGACAUCUGCGGGAGACGCGGCCCAAGGGACGAGAGGACUUGUCGGACAUGCUUGCGGACCACGUCGCCAGGCAAAAGAAUAAACGGAAACGCCAACAAAAUACUGAUUCCAAACAAGCAAAGAAAUACAAAGAGUUUAAAUUUUAGAUUUAUUAUAAUUUAAUUACGUUAGUAAUCUGAUUGUGCAAAACAUAAUUAUAUCUACUAUGUGACUAUGUAAUAAAAUAUUUAAAUAUACCUAUA
This is a messenger RNA of Bicyclus anynana (squinting bush brown), 2908 nucleotides long. It is a transcript of the gene Sf3b2, whose product is annotated as splicing factor 3B subunit 2. The transcript has 13 exons. Bases 158 to 2812 code for a protein of 884 amino acids. Gene Ontology annotation, biological process: mRNA splicing, via spliceosome. NCBI's taxonomy places the organism in Eukaryota, Metazoa, Arthropoda, Insecta, Lepidoptera, Nymphalidae. Gene Ontology annotation, cellular component: nucleus; U2 snRNP; precatalytic spliceosome. The record is from RefSeq and is a predicted model, not a curated record.